UUCAUCACUUCUCUUUCCACCACUGCCGACCAAACAGUUAAGAAGCGGCAUUUUUUUGAAUUCAACAACAAAGUGAGCGGUUAAACGCUGGCAAAUAUAAAGUCCUAUACGUAAAAUUGAAUAUUUUUAAUAAUUCCAAAUCGAGAUAGAAAAUAAAGAAGUGAUCGGAUCUAGGAACGCCGAUGGCGAUCACCAUUUUAUUUGGAAAGUUGGAAUUCUGAGUGUAGUUAAGUCGUUUUGUGUUCGUACCUUUGUGCUUUGUAUUCGUGUUCCGCGAAUUUAUAAGAUAAAACCUAUAAAAUGUCCGCGAAAGGAUCCCGAUCUAUCCAGGUGGCCAUUAAAGUGCGACCCUGCGAGCCAGGACUCUCGCGGCUGUGGCAGGUGAAGGAGGGCCGCACCAUCCAGCUAGCUGACAGCCACGCGGAGCCCUGCGUUUUUGAUUAUGUCUUCGAUGAGGGUGCCAAUAACCAGGAGGUUUUCGACCGGAUGGCUAAGCAUAUAGUCCACGCCUGCAUGCAGGGUUUCAACGGAACCAUCUUUGCUUACGGUCAGACCUCAUCCGGAAAAACCUAUACUAUGAUGGGCGACAACAAAAACCCGGGUGUGAUGGUGCUGGCCGCCAAAGAAAUCUUCCGACAGAUCUCCGAGGAGAAGGAUCGUGACUUUCUGCUGCGUGUGGGCUAUAUUGAAAUCUACAACGAGAAAAUUUACGACCUGCUGGACAAGAAGAACCAGGACCUUAAAAUACACGAAGUCGGCAACGGAAUGGUGAACGUGAAUUGUGAGGAGUGCAUAAUAACAUGCGAAGAUGACCUCCUCCGCCUCCUCAGCAUGGGCAACAAAGAACGCACCGUGGGCGAGACUAACAUGAACGAGCGCUCCAGCCGUUCGCAUGCCAUCUUUCGUAUUAUCAUCGAAUCACGCAAGUCAGACCGUGCCGAAGACGACGCUGUGAAUCAAAGUGUUCUGAACCUGGUGGACCUGGCUGGCUCUGAACGAGCAGACCAAACUGGUGCCACCGGUGCUAGGCUCAAGGAAGGGGGACACAUCAACAAGAGCCUGCUCUUCCUAAGCAAUGUCAUAAAAAAUCUGGCGGAGAGGGAGAGUGAGAAUGGAGCCGAGCAAUCGAGUAACAAGUUCAUUAGUUUCCGGGACUCUAAGCUCACACGCAUCCUUCAAGCUUCACUGGGAGGAAAUGCCUUCACUUCCAUCAUCUGUACCAUCAAGCCCUCGAUUCUGGAGGAGUCUCAGUCGACGCUUAGCUUUGCCAUGCGCGCCAAGAAGAUAAAGACCAAGCCCCAACUGAACGAAAUGGUGUCUGAUGCAACCAUGAUGAAACGGCUUGAACGCGAAAUAAAGGACUUGAAGGAUCGGCUUGCCGAGGAAGAGCGCAAGAACGAGAGCCAACUGAAAGUGCAGGAGUUGGAGCGCUGCAUAAAACGGGACAUGCUCAAGAUUAUCUCGAGCACAUCCCUCAGCGACAAGCGGCUUCAGAAACGUCGUCGUACCUGGUGUCCUGGCCCGGAGAAAAGUGCGGAAACCCAACAGGAGCCAAGUGCUGGUCUGGCAGAGAGCUCUCAUCAUCCUCCACUUUCCAAGCUCUCUCAUCUACCGAAACCCACGUUUUUUCCCAAUUCCCAUAUUACCGGACGAUUAGACAAGGCGCCGAAGACGAUCAACAUCCUGCAGUCAUUGGCCUUGGGUUCCAAUGACAGUAGAAUCGACGAGGAAUUCUUGCCCGCAGACUGUAUCGACUUUGAUGCAGUACCACCGGCUAUCCAGAAAACGAAGUUGCACAGCAUGCUGCUACCUUUGACCCCUGUCGCAAGUGAGAUGAAAGGUGCAACUAUGGAGAGGAUCAAGGAGAUCCAGGAGCUACAAACAUUCACAAAAUUAGAAAAGCACUUCGAUGUGGAGUGGGAGAAGUCGCAGGUGCUUCAGGAGAAGUUGGAUCAAGUCACAGCCGAGAAAGAUCAGUUAGAGCAAGAUUGUUUGACCAAAGAGCAGCGAUGUGAAGCUCUGCAAACGGAGGUCAGCGCUUUGAAGACGGACAACUUGGAAGCGAGCGAUAAGCUAAAAUGUUACGAGGAGCAGCUUAAAGCUCUGAAGGAUACAAUGGCCAGAUUGGAGGUGGAAAACCGUGAUGCAGUCACUCUGGAAUUCCAGUUCAAAUCGCAAAAAGAAAGAUCCGCCCAACGGGAAAAGGACCUUCUAUCCGCCCUCUCAGAAAAGGACGCGGCCAUAGAGGACCUUAAAAAGUCCCUUGAGGAAAUGACUCGGGAUCUUCGCAACAGCAAGGAAGAUCUCAUGCGCUCCAUGUGUCAACCGGCAGAGUCUCAGGUCUGCCACAAGUGCGAUGAGCUGGAAGAGGUCGAACUUAGAUCGAACAACUUUGAGAAACAAUGUCAGCAACUGGAGGCCGACAACCAGCGACUCCAGGUGGAGAUGGAUACUUUGAAAGAGAGUCUCGAAUUGGAGCAGAGGAAGCUAGCUGAAUCUUCAAAGUUCGAAUCGUUAGCAGCAGAUUGCAAGGAGGAGAAUGAGGCCCUCAAGAAACAAAUCACGGAUCUGCAGAAUAGUUUGGAAGAGGUUGAACUUAGGUCGAACAACUUCGAGAAGCAAUGUCAGCAACUGGAGGCCGACAACAAGACCCUCCAAGUGGAGAUGGAUACUUUGAAAGAGAGUCUCGAGUUGGAGCAGAGGAAGCUAGCUGAAUCUAGCAAGGCGGAGAGUGAGGCUCUCAAGAAACAAAUCACGGACCUGCAGGCCAGCUUUGAUGAGAUCCAGCGGGAAUAUGACUGCCUCUCCAAUCAGCUAAUGGAAAGUGUCCAGGAGAACGAUGCUUUGCGUGAUGAGCUCAAGCUUCGCCCAUUAAGCGGCUUGGAGUCGAUGAAGAGUUCCGGAGUAGGCAUGGAGAGCAGUGUAUAUGAGCCAGAUCUUUCAGGAGAGUUUGCUAGAAUUUCAGAUUCGAUUCACCAAAUAGAAGUUCAGCUUAGUUCUGGUUGUAGCCGCAUAUUCCGAGCUAUGAAACUUGAGAAUAGUCAAGAUCAGGGCAUACACCUCCUUAAGCUGUGUCUGCAGUCUGCGAAAUACGUUGAGGAUGAAACUUCUCCAACGGAUUCUGGCGAUUCCACAGUUCUCAAAGGAUUGAUUAAACAGCACCGAUUCCAAAUCAUUAGAUCCAGUGAGGCGCUAGUGGAAGAAAGAUCAGCGGAAGAGGAACGACUGCACGCGAUUAUUUCUCAGCUCCAGUAUGAGAUUAAAGAGAAGAAUGAUCUGCUUAAGGAGGAACUGGUGAAUAUUAACGAGAUGCGAGAACAGAUAAUUACCCUUGAGUCGGCUCUUCUCGAGAAGAGCGUCAUCGUCAACAAGGUGGAGGACUAUCAGCGGCAGAUUGAAUGUCUUGAGAAGCAAAAUGCAGAGAUUUCGAUGGUGUGCGAGGAGCUGCAGGAGAAGGCCCUCAGGGACAGUACACUGUGUGAAAGUAUUCUUCGUACAGAUGAGACCCUACCGAGUCCGAUGCCGGCGCAACUGGAGACCGAAGAAAUGACUAUUCUGAAAGUUUCUCUCGAGGAACUAAACGCCAAGGUGAUUCAGUUCCAGGGAGAGCUGGACAAACAAGUGAAAGAGUUGCAGCUGAAGAAUGAGAACAUUGACCAGCUGCAGGCCGAGAUCCACGAGCUAAACGAACGAUGUCUAUCUAUGGAUGUGAGGCAAGUGGAACUGGAGUUGGAAUCCGAGGAGAAGCAGCAGCAACUCGAUCGCCAAGCACAGAAGUUGUCCGAUGAUAGAACUCUCAUCGACAAGUUGCAGGAAUCGAAUGCGAAUCUCCUGGAUCGCAGUAUUAAGGCAGAGAAAUCGUUAGCGGAACUUCAGGAGCGCUUGAAUGCAAUGGCUAGCAUACAGGAUCAAGGAAAAAUCUCACCGGAGCAGGAAAAGCAACUAGAAGAGCUACAGGAACAGCUUCAAAAUGCAAAGGAAGACCUCAAAUCCAAGACGGAGGAGAUAAAUGAUCUUAAGCUGGAAUAUUUGCAGAAGCUUGAAACCUGCGAGAGCGAGAACCGUGCCAACUUCCGCAAGUACAACCAGGAGUGGGAGGAGAGUAGGGACAAAUACGAAAGCAAUGUUGCCACAUUGAAGGAGCAGCUGCUGCAGGCUGAACGGGAGUUUGCUGAAAUGACGGCCAGCUACCAGUCUGAGCUGAAGGACAUCAAGGCCUCCCUCGAACUGAAACUUAAUGAAGCAGAGGAGCAGCGGAACAAAACCGCUGAUAUGCACCAAACUGAGCUGGAGGGGAUCAGAGAAAUCCUGAAACAGAAACUAGCAGAGCAGGCUGAGGUUGAUGUUCUCCACUCCAUGGAACUGGAGAAUGUUCAAACAACGCUAAAGGAACAGUGCAGCAAAGCCGAAGAGGAGCGGGAAAAAGUGUUGGCCAAGCUGGAGGAGAUGAGGUGCACUUUGGCGGAUGCUGUGAAUCAGAGGAAUUCCGACAAUGAAAAGGUCCUUGAACUGGAAAAGUUGAAGGGCGAGCAGGACUUGGCUCUAGAUGCUCUCAAACAAGAAAUGCGGGAGAUGGAAUCGCUUUACGAGAAGAGUCAGAAACUGGUGGAGCAGUUGCAGAUGCAGAUUAAAGCUCGCGAUGAAGACAACAGCGACCAAGUGAUAGUAGAGCUUCAGAAUAAGUAUCACAACCAGAGCAUCGAGUUGGAAAGUCUUAUGAAGGAGAAAGAAAUCCUGAGUUCAAAGCUAGAAGACGCCAUUGCACAACAGGCUGUAUCAUCGCAGAAUCUGCAGGAGGUGCAGCUGGAGUUGGAAUCUUUAGUUACACAGAAGGAUGCCCAAAAAAGUGACAUGGAAGAUAAGAUAGAAACCCUCAAAGCCAAAAUAUGUGACCUCGAAGAAUCCCUCCAAAAGGCGCAGCAGAAAGCCAUUGAACAGGAGGAGCUUCGUUCCCAAUAUGAGGAGCUCAAAGUAUCCCUCGCUGCGGCGCGAGAAUCUGGCGUUGUUAUGGAGGAAAAGGUGGUUGACCUAAGCUCGCAACUGAAGGAAGCCCAAGAAGAAGUGACUAGAAAAGAUCUCGAUGUGCAGUCCCUUCGCGAAGAACUACAGCUUGCUGUGAAAGCAAGGGAUUCAACCAGCUACGAAAAGGAAACGCUUCUAAAGCAACUAGAAGAAUCUGAAAACGAGAUAAUCAAUCAGGCUAAUAAGUUCCAAAAGCAGGUGACCGACUUGCAAGCAUCCGUAGGCGAGCUUAACUUGAAGAUACAAAGCCUUCAAGAGCAAAAGAUCGAAGUGGAGGGUAGGAACGAGGAGAUGCAAGUGAAACUAAAGAACUUCCAAAACUUGCAAAUACAGUUGGGAGAGGAAAAGAAAACCAUUGUCCAACUGCAAGAGUCGCGUUUAGAGCUGGAAAGGCAACUUCAAUUCAAGGACGCCACGCUUUCUUUGAAAUCUGAAGAGUAUUCGAGGGAAAUAGAGGCCAGACACAAGACACUUACUGAACUUAACCAGCAGUGCGAGAUACUAAGAAGCGAAACAAAAACCAAUAAGAUUUUGGAAACCCAUCUGAAAGAGGAGCGCCAGCUUGUUUCCCAAUUAAAAGAAUCUCGUAUGCAUCUUGAGGAGAAGUUGCGGGCCAAGGAGGCUGAGAUCAACCACAGAUCCGAGGAGAUCCACCAGGAAGUGGAACAGGGUCGUCGGUCUCUUGGGGAGCUUACCCAGGAAUAUCAAAAGCUACGCUUGGAAAUCGAAAAUAAAACCAGUAUUUUCGAAGAGGAAAAGGAGCAAAUGGACUUGCAUUUAACAAAACUUUCCAAGGAAAACAAAGAGAUGGUUGGGAAACUGCAAAGCCUGGAGGAGACUAAUGUUAAAAAUAUGAAACUUGUCAAUGAAUUGAAAGCACGGAAUGCGAAUAUCGAGUCCAUGCGGGAAGCCUCUGUUAGGGAACUUGAGGUUACCAAGGAAAAACUACUCGAAAUGAAUCAGAGGGUCCAAGUACUCUCUACGGAAACUGAGAAGCUAAGAUCGUCUUUGAAAACAAAGGAAUCAAGUUUCCGGUCGGAGAAGGAACGCAUGGACGGUACUAUUUCUAGUCUGCUGGAGGACAAGCGCAACUUGGAGGAGAAAGUCUGCACCCUCAAUGAAAUUUUGAAAAAGCUUGAGAGCGAACUGGCGUCUGUCCAACCUAGAAAGAGUCUAGAUCGCAAUACAGGUCUACCAGUCCCGAGAAAAUCCUUGAGCUCCGAGUUAGAGGUCCGCAGAAAUCGGCGUAUCAGUGUCCAUGAUGAGAACCGAAGACACUCCUACUGGAAUGAUGUCCGCGAAUCAUCCACCAUGACGGAUCCCGUGGAUAGUAAUUGUAGUUGCGCUGAGCUGAACUCGAAAUUAGAGACCUGCCAGCGGGAACUGUUUAUCCGUGAGAGUCAAGUGACUGCCCUCAACUUGGAGUUGAAGCAUCAUCCGCUUAAGGAAGAAAAUGCUCAGCUCAAGAAGCGGAUCACGGUGGAGCAGGAGAAGGCGCGCUCCGAGCAAAGGCGGCUCAAACAGAAAAUCCACGAUCUUACCAUUAAAAUAAAUGAUCUCUCUGAGAAGUGUGGACCAUCCAGUACGGGUCCAGCUAACAGCGGAAAUCCCUCUGUGGUCUCAACUCAAACCCAAACCGAAUCCGAACUGGAAAAGGUAAUGGAGGAAACAAACAAGAAAUACCAUGAAACUGUUCGUUUGUGUCGCUUCCGUGCCGGUCUCAUCAAGGAUCUGGAGGAGAAGCUGAAGCAAAACGAAAAUAUGGACACUUCCAACAUUUGCUCUCUAACUAAUGGCCAAAUUAGUUCCCUGAAGGCGCAAUGCGAAAGUCAGAAAAAGGAAAUGCUUACUCUCCGCGAGAAGUACGAGGCUGCGAAGAAGGUCCUGGUGCUACGAAAGGAUGAGAUUCUCGAGUUGAGGGAAAAAGUAUCUAGCCAAACAGCCAAAUAGGUUUCGAAUUUGUAACUAGGAUACUUUAUUCGCUUAAUGUAUAUAUAUAGAAUUUCAAAUGAAACCCAAGUUUUGUUUUCAAGUUCUUACAAUUAUAAACUUUAAUAUUUAAUAUGAUCCAUACUAAGUCUUAGCUGGAGGAUCCAGCAUGAGCUAGUGAAGCUACAAGCUAAUUAAUCCUAAGGAAAGGAAAUUUAUUAUAAUUUUAUGUUUUAAGUGUGGUGUUGCAUUGGUUUGGUGUAAAGUUGUAUUUAAAUGUAAAAAAUAUGUAAUUUGGGUGAAGUUCUUAAUAUAUUUCCACUAUA
Molecule: messenger RNA, 7277 nt
Organism: Drosophila bipectinata
Lineage: Eukaryota; Metazoa; Arthropoda; Insecta; Diptera; Drosophilidae
Source: RefSeq, a predicted model, not a curated record